GGCUGGGAGAGAGGGUGAUGUCAUAGAGUGGAUGAGGGCAUCACAAUGCCAGCCCCCUGAGGCCCCUCUCAGAGGCACAGGACCUUUCUCCCCUUUGAUGGCUCCAACGUGCCACGGCUAGAUCCCCUGCCAGGACCUGAUGCCCUGGGCCCAGAGCUCAGGAGAAUGGGUUGCAGCUCUAAUCUGGGACUUUCCAAACUUAGUUCAAGUUCCACAGCAAACUGGGACCUCCUCUCCACAUUUCCAAGUCUAUAGUCAUGCAGCUUUGGGAGCUGCGGUGGGUCAGCUCUCUCCAUCAAGUGUGGACUUGGACCAGUGGCUCAGACUCUUCUAAACUUCGGUUUCCUCAUCUGUGAGAUGGGAAUAAUAAUACCUGCUUCAAAGAUCCUUAAGAGUUUAAAUCAGAAGAUGACUAGACAGUGUUAAGCACAACGUCUGGCGGGUAGCAAACGUCCAAUAAAUGUUAGCUGCCGUUACUUUAUUAAUCUAUUAGUUCGCCCAGGGCUGGUGUCCUUGGCUGCUCCCUUCCUAAAUGCCUCUCUUCGUCUGGUUGGCUUGUGAUGGUGGUGGGGGGGUCUGGAAUCCCGCGUCCCCUCUGGGGCAGGGGGGCUCCCCGAGCCCCUUCCGGCCACGCGGUGGAGCUGGAGGGCCAUCUCCGGCCACUGAGGCCCCGACUGCCACGCCGCUCCUCGCUCGCAACCACCGCAGCGGCUCCAGCUGGGAAAGCGGCGCCCCGCCCCGCUCCGCCCCGCCCCCUCUUGCCACGGGGUUCCGCGCGCCCGGCCGCCGGUGGCAGGGCCUCCCACGUUCACCACCCGGCCUCCGGUGCCCGCUUUACAGGUGGCGGCCCCGGGGAGAAGCCGUCUCAGACUCGGGGCGUCACCCCUCAGCAACCCGGGCGGACGUGGGGUUCCCCGAGUGCCCGGCUCCUGCGGAGAGUGGAAGAGCCCGGGGGCCCCACCCGCACCAGCCUUUGGGGGCCCCCAGCGAGGGGCUCAACUCGCAGGCGUUUGCGGGAAUGGCCAGAUGUCACAGAGAGGACCUGGGCCCGGAGCCCCACUCCUGACCCUUACGUCGUCCUUAGCGCCCCCACUAGGAAACCAGUGUUGCCUGGAGCGUGGGGAGCGUGAGCCUGCCGGCUCUUCCCCUGCCCCGCUUGGUCCACUUAUUCAUCGUCUCUGCACCACAUCCUUCCAGUUUAGACCUGGCUUUUUCUUUGG
Prionailurus viverrinus (fishing cat) is the source of this 1220-nucleotide messenger RNA. Its product is annotated as skin secretory protein xP2-like. Bases 533 to 1066 code for a protein of 177 amino acids. The record is from RefSeq and is a predicted model, not a curated record. NCBI's taxonomy places the organism in Eukaryota, Metazoa, Chordata, Mammalia, Carnivora, Felidae. The transcript has 2 exons.